Capsicum annuum is the source of this 657-nucleotide messenger RNA. Its product is annotated as sporamin B-like. Bases 11 to 547 code for a protein of 178 amino acids. Lineage: Eukaryota; Viridiplantae; Streptophyta; Magnoliopsida; Solanales; Solanaceae. The record is from RefSeq and is a predicted model, not a curated record. Gene Ontology annotation, molecular function: endopeptidase inhibitor activity. The transcript has a single exon.
AGAAGUUACAAUGAAGAUCUUUGCGCUAUUUCUCUCAAUUGCAUUAUACUUUCUUCCCUUAGCCUUAACAUUAUCAUCAUCAUCUUUUUCUUCAAAUCAUCUACUUCUUCCAUCUCAACUUUCGAGUAGUAACGCAACAAUACUUGACACUGAUAAGAAUCCAAUCAAAGUAGGUGUCAAAUACUAUGUUUUAUCAGCUAAAAGAGGCAAACGAGGUGGUCUUACUUUGUCUAAAGUUGUUAGUAGAGUUGUUUGUACACAAGACAUUAUCCAAGAAACAAAUGAACUUAACAAUGGCCUUGCUGUGGAAUUCUUUCCUGCAUAUCCAAAUAAAACUGGUGAACUCAUUCUUAGUAACAACCCCAUAAAUGUCAAGUUCCAUUUUUCUAGUAAUGAGAUAUCACCUAAUUGUACCAAUUUUACUGUGUGGAAGUUGGAUGAAAAGUAUAGAUAUGUUGUUGGUCGAGGAAUCCUAGGGGAUUUAAAGAAUAUAGAGAACUGGUUUAGGAUUUUUCCACGUCGAUAUGGCAACGGGUAUAUAUUAUAACUUCGAUUGGUGAUUUGUUUUUCUUACCUCUUUUUUUUUUCUCUCUCUAAAUACUCUGUUAAAAAACUGACCUCUUUCAGUUUUUACUCUUAAAGGACAUCUUGAGUACA